AUGAUCGCAACUCGAGCAUUUUCUUCCCCAGCUCGCCAAUGCUUGCGAAAAGGCUACCAGCAACCCGUCUGGGCACCAGCUUUCUCCCAGAUCCAGUCGAGAGGCUACGCCGAACAAGUUGCCAAGUUCAAGGGCCAGAAGGGAGAAGAUGGAAAAUACACUGUUUCGUUAAUAGAAGGAGAUGGUAUCGGCCCUGAGAUCUCUCAGUCAGUGAAAGACAUCUACCACGCUGCGAAGGUCCCUAUCAAGUGGGAAUCUGUUGAUGUCACCCCUCGACUGAGGGACGGCCGGACCGUCAUUCCAGAUGAGUCUAUCGAGUCCAUCAAGAGAAACUAUGUCGCUCUCAAGGGACCUCUUGCAACCCCCAUCGGCAAGGGCCAUGUCUCUCUCAACCUCACGCUCCGUCGUACCUUCAACCUGUUCGCAAAUGUCCGCCCCUGCCGAAGCAUCGAGGGCUACAAAACACCGUAUGACAACGUCGACACAGUUCUGAUCCGAGAAAAUACCGAAGGAGAGUAUAGCGGUAUUGAACAUGUGGUUGUGGACGGCGUUGUGCAGUCAAUCAAGCUCAUCACACGUCAAGCCUCAGAAAGAGUUCUGAGAUACGCAUUCCAAUAUGCAAGAGAUGUCAACAAGAAGAAGGUCCGCGUCGUCCACAAAGCUACGAUUAUGAAGAUGUCUGAUGGCCUCUUCCUGAGCACUGCCCGAGCCGUCUCCAAGGACUUUCCCGAUAUCGAGUUCGACGCUGAGCUCCUGGACAAUGCCUGCCUGAAGAUCACCACCGACCCAGGCCCAUACGCAGACAAGGUCCUCGUCAUGCCCAACCUGUACGGUGACAUUCUCUCUGACAUGUGCGCUGGACUGAUCGGCGGUCUCGGCUUGACGCCCUCUGGAAACAUCGGCGACGAGUGCUCCAUCUUCGAAGCUGUGCACGGCUCCGCGCCAGAUAUCGCAGGCAAGGCUCUCGCCAACCCCACCGCCCUGCUCCUCAGCAGUAUCAUGAUGUUAAGACAUAUGGGUCUCACCGAGUACGCCGAAAAGAUCGAGAAAGCCAUCUUCGCCACGCUCGCAGAAGGAAAGACCUUGACCGGUGACCUGGGCGGAAAGUCGAAAACCCACGAGUAUGCUGCUGCCAUAAUCUCGCACCUGUAA
Exophiala aquamarina CBS 119918 is the source of this 1152-nucleotide messenger RNA. Its product is annotated as isocitrate dehydrogenase [NAD] subunit 2, mitochondrial. The coding region runs from base 1 to 1152 and encodes 383 amino acids. NCBI's taxonomy places the organism in Eukaryota, Fungi, Ascomycota, Eurotiomycetes, Chaetothyriales, Herpotrichiellaceae. Gene Ontology annotation, cellular component: mitochondrion. The transcript is spliced from 2 exons. Gene Ontology annotation, biological process: tricarboxylic acid cycle; isocitrate metabolic process. Gene Ontology annotation, molecular function: NAD binding; isocitrate dehydrogenase (NAD+) activity; magnesium ion binding. The record is from RefSeq and is a predicted model, not a curated record.